AUGGGGCAAAACCAGACUGUGGUCACAGAGUUUCUGCUACUGGGAUUUCCCCUUAACCCAAGGACUCAGAUACUUCUCUUUGGGCUCUUCUCCUUGUUCUAUGCCUUCACUCUGCUGGGGAACGGGAUCAUUCUGGGACUCAUCUUGCUAGACCCCAGACUGCACACCCCCAUGUACUUCUUUCUCUCACAAUUGGCCAUUGUUGACAUUGCCUAUGCCUGCAACACAGUGCCCCAGAUGUUGGUCAACCUCCUCAAUCCAGCCAAGCCCAUCUCCUUCACAGGCUGCACGACACAGACCUUUCUCUUUUUGGCUUUUGCUCACAUUGAAUGUCUUCUCCUGGUGGUGAUGUCCUAUGACCGGUAUGUGGCCAUCUGUCACCCACUCCGAUACUCUGCCAUCAUCAGCUGGAGAGUCUGCAUUACCCUGGUGGUAGCUUCCUGGACUUUAGGAGUCUCUCUGGCCCUCAUACAUCUAGUAUUACUCCUACCAUUGCCCUUCUGUGGACCCCAAAAGGUUAAUCACUUUUUCUGUGAAAUUAUAGCUGUUCUCAAACUUGCCUGUGCAGAUACCCACAUCAAUGAGGUUAUGGUCUUGGCUGGGGCUGUGUCUGUGCUGGUGGGACCCUUCUCAUCAAUUGUGAUAUCUUAUAUUCAUAUUCUAUGUGCCAUCCUCAGGAUCCAGUCAGGGGAGGGACGCCAGAAGGCCUUCUCCACCUGCUCAUCCCACCUCUGUGUGGUUGGGCUCUUCUAUGGCACAGCCAUUAUCAUGUAUGUUGGACCCCAAUAUGGGAACCCCAAGGAGCAGAAAAAAUACCUCCUACUGUUUCACAGCCUUUUCAAUCCCAUGCUCAAUCCCCUGAUCUACAGUCUGAGGAACAAAGAAGUCAAAGGUGCUCUGAAGAGGAUGCUCGAAAAGAAGAGAAUCUUAUGA
Tupaia belangeri chinensis (Chinese tree shrew) is the source of this 933-nucleotide messenger RNA. RefSeq names its product olfactory receptor family 2 subfamily A member 25 (gene OR2A25). Gene Ontology annotation, biological process: G protein-coupled receptor signaling pathway. NCBI's taxonomy places the organism in Eukaryota, Metazoa, Chordata, Mammalia, Scandentia, Tupaiidae. The transcript has a single exon. Gene Ontology annotation, cellular component: membrane. The coding region runs from base 1 to 933 and encodes 310 amino acids. Gene Ontology annotation, molecular function: G protein-coupled receptor activity; olfactory receptor activity. The record is from RefSeq and is a predicted model, not a curated record.